AUGGAAUUCUCAUACAUAGUGGAACGAUCUGUGGAGGACGCUAACAGCAUUAAGAUUGACAACGCCUAUCGCUUCGUAGCCCAAUCCGCUAUGUGUGUGGGCAUCAAGGCCGAGGACGGCGUUCUCUUAGCCGCUGAACGUGAAUUUGUAGGUUCUAGUGUCGCGACUGCACCCCAUUCCACAUAUUCGCAGAAGAUUUUUCAGAUCAACACUAACGUUGUCUGUGCCUUGGCUGGCUUGUCGUCCGAUGCUUUGGCUUUGAUAAAGAAGGCUCGCGAGAUGGCGCAGAUCUACGAAGAGCACGUUAACGAGCCCAUGCCGUGCACAUCGGUCGCCACCCAGCUGUGUAAUGCGAAGCGGACCUACAUCGAGGCUGGGGGACUGCAUGUUUUCGCUGUCUCUAUACUCUAUAUGGGUUGGGACGCAAGGUACGGCUUUCAGCUGCGUCAGUCCGAGCCUUUUGGAUACCACUCGGAAUGCAUGGCCACGUGCGUGGGCAAGAACUCUAAUGUUGUCAUCAGCAUGCUGCAUGAGGAGCUGGCCGGCAAGGAGAAAAUCAUGCUGGAUGAGGCCAAGGAUGUGUUAGUCAAGGUGCUUGACAAGGCAGCCCCCGAUUUCAAGCCAGAGAACUUCGAGGUGGCCACCUUGCAGCGUGUGGGUGGCACUACAGUCUACGAAUUGUUCGAUGUCGCCGAAGAAGAGGAGCUCGUCCAGCAGACCUAGAUAAAUAAUUGCAGUCGCAUAUCAUCCACACAAAUGAAUU
Scaptodrosophila lebanonensis is the source of this 763-nucleotide messenger RNA. RefSeq names its product proteasome subunit alpha type-4-like. The transcript has a single exon. Bases 1 to 723 code for a protein of 240 amino acids. The record is from RefSeq and is a predicted model, not a curated record. Gene Ontology annotation, cellular component: proteasome core complex; cytosol; proteasome core complex, alpha-subunit complex. NCBI's taxonomy places the organism in Eukaryota, Metazoa, Arthropoda, Insecta, Diptera, Drosophilidae.